AUGGUGCUUUCAUCACUGAGUCACGCACAACAGUCAGUCCCAUUCGCAGACGGGGGAGGAGUGGACCUUAACACAGAUGCCAUCAGCACAGCAGACAGCGGAACGCAGCCAACAUUAUCCUUCACAUCGAUAUCAACCGUUAUCGUUACCGAGUUGUCCACAGUAACCCCACCCCCGCCACAAGAAUCUCCCCCAUUUUCAAACACGUCUGCGCCUUCGACAUCGUCAUCUGGUUCAACGUCCUCGCAACCCGAUGUCGUCCACAAAUUGAACAUUUCAACGGAAGUGUCUGUCGCGGAUUUAUCAACGAAUCAGCCGGGAAACGAAUCCAUCACUGAGCAGAAAUUUAGUACUGAUCUCCCAACGACCGAGCUCAUGAUUGACGAAUCCAACUCAACGACGACACCCGCUACGUCCCUGUUAGGACAAGAUUCAACGACGUUGCCAUCUCUGCCAUCGUUUUCAAACUCGUCAGAUGGGAUGGCGACUACUCAAACGACUUUAUUGAAUAGUAUUGGUGUAACAGACAAUGAUACGAUGUCGAUGACGACGACUGCGGAUGAUUUAGUCACAUACGAACUCGUCACUGAGCGCACCAACCCAAUCUAUGAAGACAUGACCACGGCAGCGAGUGAUGAGGGCAUAUUCACAGAAUCUUUCCUUCGCCUUCUAAUCAUCGCCGGUGCAACAGCGGGUUCGUGUCUCGUUCUCCUCAUCGUAGUCUUCAUUAUUGUCGCCUGUUGCCAUAGACGACGACAACGGAAAAAGAAUUCAAGAUACUACGAAUUCAAAAAGAAAGACUUCAGUUCGAAAUAUGAAAAAGUGGAGCAGAAGAACUCGCUAGCCCGCCGAGAUCAUGCAGACGGUAACACACCCAUAGGCGGAGGCUGGGUUUUCAAUUCGAGCGGUUACCAUGGUGAAUACGAAGACGAGACCGCCCAAAACGUCGCAUUGCGCUCCAUCUCACCGCUAGCGGUCGCUACACCACUUCUCAAAGUUUCCCCAGUUGAGGACCAAAAUGGGAUUCCCGACUCCGGCCAUGGCGGGUCCAUCACGGCGGAGGAUUCGGCGCUCGGGCUCUCACCCAGCCUCGAGGAAGAUAUAGAGCUCGAGUUGAGUCCUCUUUACAAAGCCCUGGGUCAUGCUGGGACAUCGAUUGGCACCGGAAGUGAGGUCAGGGAUCACAGUUAUAUCGGAGGCGAUUCGGACACCAUUAGCGAAGGCAACGAACCUGUUGAUGAUGCUCCGAUCCGAGAUGUUCUUUUUAAUUCAUUUGGUGCCAACAGAGCGGCCAGUGAGGACGCUGUUGAACUUUGAACCUGCAAUCAUAUUUUCUAUAUAAAUAUUAUAUUUUUCAUUUAUAUUGAAUGCAUUCUUAUCCAAUUUGAACACGUUUCAUUGGAACAAACUUGAGAAUGAAUGGUGCGAUAAAGCAGGGUGAAGUACUUUGUAUAAAAGAACAAAGAAACUUUAUAUUUUUAUUACAAUACUUUGUCUUCCAAAGAGGUCCCCACUUGUUCUUCAGUGUCUUACACGAAUUAAGGUUCCAGCUUAAUUUUUUGAGAGAUAAGUGCCUUAUUUGCGAUAUUUGGACAUAAUUUUGUAAGGAAGGAUCAAGUACAUAUUGAAAGAGGAAUAUGCCGAAAUGUCAUCAAAUGAGCACGAGGUCCUUGAUGAAGUCUGAAGAUCGAGGAAUGACCUUUUCAUUCGAAGUUUCGACUAAAUCACUUCAGGAUGUGUAUUGGAACUGUUGUACAAGGUUUGGCUGAUAUACAAGAUGCACGCGAAUGAGUCAACCCCGUAUAAGCUUCUGACAACAUUAACAAAGGAGAGGCAAUUCAAUUUUAUUUUUUUAGUAUUUAUUUUAAUUUGGAAGACUAUAUGCAUUCAUGUACGCGAUGAUUCGAGAAUCAAAGUAACAUGGUAUUGAAUGCUACUAGGUUUAGAAAAAAAUGUAACUUUUGUCAUUAUAAUCAGCAAUCUCGGGUCUGAGUCCCGUUUCAAAAGGACUUCUUAAUGCCCAAUUAUUUAUAUAACAAGUUCACUAUCAGCCAGUCAAAUCGAAUGUUUUUGAGUAGGUUUAAACUGUUUAUUGCAAUGUUUUAAUUGUACUCAGUAUGAAACAGACCCCAGGGGUAUCUGGGGGAGGGGUAAGUAGGAUUGGUCGGGUUCCCACUCCCCAUGAUUUUUUCUCUUUUUUUUCUUCAAAUGGUUGAACACACAAAAAUGAGAGAGAUGAAAAAGGAGAAAAACGCUCGAAAUCAACAAUGGAAUGCAGUAUUUGAAAGACACGGCUGGGUCGUGAAAGUGUAAUGAUGCCACCUUAUACUUGGGUCGUCAUGUCUACACCCCUGUCCCUCACCAAAAUACCUCAGUAUACCUGUGUCUAUCAGCUAAUCAAUAUGGAUAUGGCCAAAGCACAUUAAAGUGUCUUAUAAUGACAAGUGUUUACCCUUCUCAUUUUUUAAAAUUCAAUAUCGUGUGAAAGGUGAGCAUUUUAUUUGGGAUAGACUUCCUCAUGAGUGACUUUCAUUGGGUUUUUUUUAUCCAGUAUUGUUCGUGCAUGACGCUGGAUGACUCGCAUCAGUCGCCUUGGUAAUUGUCAUGUAAAUCGUCAUAAUUGAAUUCAUUUGUAGCGCCAUCUUCUGUUCAUGUGAGGACAGGAGUUCUGCACUCAAAUUUUACGCAACAUGAAUGUGUUAUAGAUUUCGAUACAGAUAAUAUGCAUAUUUUAUUACCCAGUUCAAUUGCAGCUAGGAUAGACAAUGUCAAGUAAAAGGAGUAAGUCGUGAUCUGCAUCGCGACUUAUUUUCGUUUCUUCAUGUUCUUGCGCACAAACGCUGGCAUGUGGCCUUUGUGAACGCGCGUUUACCCCCCCCCCCCCCUCCCCAUCUAAACAAACGAUACAAUGCUUUUCAUGAAUCUAACAUUAGUUAUUUAAACAGUUUAAAUGAGAGUUUAAUAUCUUUGAGCACAAAGUUUGAUUUUAAUAUUUGAUUCUCAAUAAAUUAAACUUGGUUGUUUAAUCUGUUAACAAACUAGUGUGAAACUCAUCUAAAACAGCAUUGCCAGCGGAUACAUGUACUUUCAUGACUGUGUGACUACUAUAUUUUAUAUGAUUCGUCGGACAUUGUAUUCGAUAGUUAUCAUAGUAUUACACUCAAAUAGCUGAUGCCUCUCAGCCAAUCAAAACCAAGGAAAGUUGUCAGAUGACAAAUGUUGAUGAAACGCUCCUCUAGCGUCACUUUUUUUUUACAUGUCGUAAAGGUUGUUUUAUGGGCAGUGUUACAUGGAGGUAGGUGCAGUCGCGCCCUCUAUAGUUUUCAAUAGUGAGGUAGAAAUGAACAAAAAAUGGGGGAAAGGAAAGAAAUUCUCCAAAGGAG
Lytechinus variegatus (green sea urchin) is the source of this 3383-nucleotide messenger RNA. RefSeq lists its product as uncharacterized. The coding region runs from base 1 to 1317 and encodes 438 amino acids. The transcript is spliced from 4 exons. NCBI's taxonomy places the organism in Eukaryota, Metazoa, Echinodermata, Echinoidea, Temnopleuroida, Toxopneustidae. The record is from RefSeq and is a predicted model, not a curated record.